AAUAACAGUUUAAGUUUUAUAAUAAAUUUAUUAUACCAACAUUUAACAUGAGUUUCCACAUUGAAGACCUUAUCCAUUCGGAACAUUUAAUCACAGUAGAGGAGCCUGUCAACGCGUCAGAAAGCUCUCCAGAAGUACCUAUUGAGCCGGGAGAAAGAGAAAGGAUAAAGUCCAAAUAUUUGUCAAUCGACAAAAAAUAUAUUCAUGAUGAAACAGAAAUAAGUGAUGUGAAAAGGGAACGCUUACAAAGAAAAGACACCGUUGCAAUAGUACAGCAUAUGAGAAAUGCUUUACCCAAAUACUGCAUGGCGGAAAUCCGCGAAUUUAGGUUACCGUUGCAUGAGGCUCUUAUCAUAAACUUAAAAGAAAGCGGAUUUAUAAGCGCUUCUUCCUAUAUCAAAGAAUUAAUCGACUAUCAGGAAAACAUGAGAAAACUCUCCGGACCGGGAAGUACUACUUUCGUACUGCCACAAAUAAAGUUUGCAAAAGAGCAACUUGGAAUUUUAUCGCAAUCACUUAAGACCGCUGAAAGAUUUCAUGAAGCAGGGGCGUAUUCCGAGGAAUGUCAAGAAUUUCUAAAUCUUGCUGUUUCGUUUGGGUUUGGCCACUGUGAUUGGUGGUGGCUAGGAGAACAACUUCUAGUGCAGUCCAUACGUGUCUCUUCUGAAUAUUCAGAGAACAUAGGGCAUAAAUAUGAAGCUUUAAGUAGAUACUCAUAUGCUAGAUUUCUAAUGGACAAUGUGAAAGAGUUUCAAAACGCAGAGAAACAACUAAGACUUGCGAGGCAUCUGGCACAAAAUAAGGUAUGGACAGGCAGAGUUUACUUUCCUAAUGAACGGGGAACGUUAUACAUGCAAACAAAUCGAGCAAUAUUUGAUUGUGUACUUAAGCAAGUAAAGACAAUGAUGGAGACAGAUAUGGAGAAGGCCAUCAUUUUAGCAGAUCAAGCUAGACGGAGGGCAGCAGAAGCUUGCUUUAGACUUGGAGAAACAAAGGCUUUAGUAUUAAAAGGAAUUUGCGAACUCGAGACUAGACGUGCAAAAUCUGCAAUCAAUUCGUUUUUAAGAGCUUUGAAUAUACAAGAGCGUUGGGGCACAGUAGAAGGAAUAUGCAAGAUAAAAAUCCACCUAGCCAAAGCAUAUCUAAUGGACGACUGUGCUAACUCUUCCCUUAAAAUUCUGAUGGAAUUAAAAGACCAUGCUGAAGAGAACGAUCUUCCAUUUUAUCUAGGACAAGCCUAUAAAAAUCUUGGAGAGUACUACUUGUUAAUCGGCGACCCAGAAAGAGCUACACCCCUGUUGGACGAAUCAAUCAAAAUAUUUCAAACUUGCAAAGACAGGCCAAAAGAAUCGAACGCAGCCAGAGACAUGAGAGCAAUUUCUGGAGGUCUGCAGUUAUUUCCAAAAUAUGUUGAUGUUUUGCUAAAAGCAGGAAAGCCAGGUAUUAUUGGUAAACGGAACUUAGCUGCUAUUCUAGCAUGGAAAAAUGACAGAACCGACUUUUGGAGCAGCAAGGAACACGUCAUACCUUAUACUUCUUGUGACAGUAUUAUAGUGGAAAGUGUCAAAAAAGUUGCAGAGAGUCGUGCCCAUAUACUUGAUGCUAGGUUACGUAGCUUGUCAAGAAGUUUACUUCAUUCCUCUGUGGCUGAAAAGAAAUCUUCCUCGGAAGAAGAUUCAGAACCAUCGGUCAAAGACGUCUUUACUCAAGAAGUGGUUCAAGAAACGUCAUACAUGGAAAUACCUGAAAACUAAGUUUAUGUAAAACAUGUAUUUUGUUAUUUUAUUAUCUUCUUCUACGUCGACCAUUUUUCAUCCACUUCUCAAUGUAGGUCUCUCCCAAUUGCUUUAAUUUUUCUCUAUCCUGCGUGUAUCUAAUCCACUAUUUGCCUUUACUGCUCUUAUGUCGUCUAUCCAUGGUUUUCGGGGUUUCACCGGGCUUCUUGUCGUCCUCCUUGAACUCCAUUCCAGUAUUUUUGGGAAUUUAUUCCAAAGUAUCACUUAUCUUCGUUUUAUGUAAAAAUCCACGAGGAAAAAGUUUUCCUGUGAUUGGCUGUAUACCAUGUAUUACAAAAAAGAUAAAAUCCUUUAUAAAAGGUGUAUUUGUUAAAAUCCCUACAAAGGGCUACAUCACAGAACGGAUCUAGUUUUCGAUCGGAUGACCGAUCAUCAUCAGUGUUAACCUAAAAUGUGUA
This is a messenger RNA of Diabrotica virgifera virgifera (western corn rootworm), 2194 nucleotides long. RefSeq lists its product as uncharacterized. The coding region runs from base 48 to 1754 and encodes 568 amino acids. The record is from RefSeq and is a predicted model, not a curated record. The transcript has 4 exons. Gene Ontology annotation, molecular function: protein binding. Lineage: Eukaryota; Metazoa; Arthropoda; Insecta; Coleoptera; Chrysomelidae.